Megalobrama amblycephala (Wuchang bream) is the source of this 2679-nucleotide messenger RNA. Its product is annotated as deleted in malignant brain tumors 1 protein-like. Lineage: Eukaryota; Metazoa; Chordata; Actinopteri; Cypriniformes; Xenocyprididae. Gene Ontology annotation, cellular component: membrane. The transcript is spliced from 7 exons. The record is from RefSeq and is a predicted model, not a curated record. The coding region runs from base 263 to 2038 and encodes 591 amino acids.
AAACAUUUACUUAAAUGGAUUUGUAAAGGAGUAUUCAUUUUACAGAGUUGAGUUUAUUACAUGUUAAUGUUAUGCUAACAUAUGUAUACACUAAUAGACAUUUUUAGGACAUUUACAGUUAAUUAUCAGUGCUUUUAUCUCGUCUCUGCAGGUGUUGGGCUUUGAUGCUGUAAAUAAACUGGAGAGUUUCCUGUCUCCUGUAACAGCGAGUGUGAUUGGAGGGUGUUGGACCUCUUUCUCUCUCAUUAAGGGGUGUGAGAGGAUGCCUGUACUUCUGUAUCAUCAGUGUGGAGAAGCUUUACUGGAUGUUGAAUUAAUCAAGCAGAGAGAGAUGGAGAGAUUCCUGACACUCAUUUUACUGACUACAGUUGUAAAACUCAUCACAGCUGACGGUGUGAAUGUGAGGUUGGUUGGUGGUCACAGUCGCUGUUCUGGUAGAGUGGAGGUUCAUCAUAGAGGUCAGUGGGGAACAGUGUGUGAUGAUGACUGGGAUUUGGCUGAUGCUACAGUGGUAUGUAGAGAGCUGGACUGUGGAGAACCUGUAGAAGCUCUGAGAAAUGCUCACUUUGGACCAGGAUCAGGACCAAUCUGGAUGAGUUAUUUCACGUGUACUGGAUCAGAAUCUACACUGAAGAACUGUGGCUCAAUAGGAUGGGGUAAAAGCCCCUGUGAUCAUACUAAAGAUGCUGGAGUCAUCUGCUCAGGAGUCAGGCUGGUUGGAGGUUCUCGCUGCUCUGGGAGGUUAGAGAUACUUGAUAAUCAGUCGUGGGUUUCAGUGUGUGCUGCUGCCUUUGACCAGCAGGAUGCAGAGGUUGUGUGUAGAGAGCUGGACUGUGGGGCUCCUGUACAGGUGCUAGGAGAAGAUGCUUUUGGCAAAGGAGACGCUCAGAUGUGGACACAAGAGAUUCAGUGCAGAGGAGAUGAGUCUCAGAUUCACCUCUGUCCCAAAUCACUAUCACAUGAAAACAACUGUUCACAUGAGCACAACAUUGCUUUGCAGUGUACUGACAUAAUAAAUGUGAGGUUGGUUGGUGGUCACAGUCGCUGUGCUGGUAGAGUGGAGGUUCAUCAUAGAGGUCAGUGGGGAACAGUGUGUGGUGCUGGCUGGGAUUUGGCUGAUGCUGCAGUGGUGUGUAGAGAGCUGGACUGUGGAGAACCUGUAGAUGCUCUGGGUGAUGUUCAUUUUGGACUGGGAUCAAAACUGUUUUGGAUGAAAAAUGCGAUUUGUACUGGUUCAGAGUCUACACUUAAGAAAUGUGGAUUCUUAAAACCAACUGAUCCUGAUGUGUGUCUUGAUAAGAGCGCUCAAGUCAUUUGUUCAGAAGUCAGGCUGGUUGGAGGUUCUCGCUGCUCUGGGAGGUUAGAGAUACUUGAUAAUCAGUCGUGGGUUUCAGUGUGUGCUGCUGCCUUUGACCAGCAGGAUGCAGAGGUUGUGUGUAGAGAGCUGGACUGUGGGGCUCCUGUACAGGUGCUGGGAGAAGAUGCUUUUGGGAAAGGAGACGCUCAGAUGUGGACACAAGAGAUUCAGUGCAGAGGAAACGAGUCUCAGAUUCACCUCUGUCCAACAUCACCAUCACAUGAAAACACUUGUUCACAUGAAAAUGAUGUUGGCUUGGAGUGUGCAGACAUUAUGAGAGUGAGGUUGGUUGGUGGUCACAGUCGCUGUGCUGGUAGAGUGGAGGUUCUUCAUAGAGGUCAGUGGGGAACAGUGUGUGAUCUUAGCUGGGAUUUGGCUGAUGCUGCAUUGGUGUGUAGAGAGCUGGACUGUGGAGAACCUGUAGAUGCUCUGGGUGGUGCUCACUUUGGACCAGGAUCAGGAUCAAUCUGGACAGAUCGUAAAUUAUGUACUGGAUCAGAAUCUACAUUGAAGAACUGUGGAUCAAUAAAUUGGGGUUUUUAUGACUGUGAUCAUACAAAAGAUGCCGGAGUCAUCUGCUCAGGUAAACUGCUCCAAACCCUGUCCUAUUUUUAUAUCACUGAUAAACCAUCUACGUUAAAUGUUGAAAAUUCCCCUUUUAAGUUCCAUGAAAGAAUGUAAGAUGAGAUUGGAUUGACAUGAGAUUGAGUAAUUUUAUUAUUUUACUCCUUUCACAUUAAUAGGUGGUGCUUUGUAGUAGUAGACCAUUAAUGAUAAUAAUUACACAUAGCUAACAAACAGAACUGGAAUGUUUCUUAUCUCUUGCUACUUCAGGUGUCAGGCUUAUUGGAAACUCCAGUUGUUCUGGGAGAAUUGAAGUUCUUGAUAAUCAGAUGUGGGUUUCAGUGUGUGCUGCUGCCUUUGACCAGCAGGAUGCAGAGGUUGUGUGUAGAGAGCUGGACUGUGGGGCUCCUGUACAGGUGCUGGGAGAAGAUGCUUUUGGAAAAGGAGAUGCUCAGAUGUGGACACAAGAGAUUCAGUGCAGAGGAGAUGAAUCUCAGAUUCACCUCUGUCCAACAUCCUUACACAAAAAUGGCUGUUCACAUGAUAAAUACCAGAGGGUGUUUUGUGCUGGUGAGUUAAAAUAAUAUGAAAGUAAUAUCACACCUUUUACUCAUAGGGUGCGUCUCAGUCAGCUCCCUAGUUCAGUAGUCAGAACACAGACCAGGGAGCCAGCCAUUUUAAAGGCUGUUUCAAUCACAAAAUCCUUUGAGUGGACUGGAAUGUUCACUCCCUAAAAAUCCCACAAUGCACUCCAAAAA